This is a messenger RNA of Moneuplotes crassus, 2909 nucleotides long. The record is from the annotation of a GenBank genome assembly. NCBI's taxonomy places the organism in Eukaryota, Ciliophora, Spirotrichea, Euplotida, Euplotidae.
AUGUCAUCGAGUGCUGCUAAUUUAAACAUUCUGAUUCCUCCAGGGCCGAGUUCCCAUCACAAGGCCUCUUCUGGAGAUUAUGGAUAUGAUAAAGACUUUAAUGCCAAACAAAUGCACAGUUCUUUUCUAAAGCAUAGUUCUAAGACAAGUUCUCAAGAUCAAAAUUGAGAUGUUCUGUAUAAAUCAACCUCUGAUUUCGAAGUGCAUCUGGUCGAGAACGACAAUAAGGAAUCUGAGUCAGUUGCCAUUACAGAAACUACAACUUCAAAAUACAGAGGGAGGAAAUACGAACCUUCACCUACAAGCAAGAUCUCUUUACGGAUUAAUAAACUUAAGCAGUACCGGAGCAAACAAAAGCUGACUAGCUCCUCACCGUAUUUUAUGAACAAGACUUAUACUCCUAAGAGAAGGUUUGAGACCAAAUUCAAGUUUGGGCGCGAAGAUAGUCCAAAAGAGAUCAGCAAGAAUUCUUCUAUUAAGAAAUUUGCAUUAAGGAAUAAUAAAGAAAUUAGGAAUUCCAAAGACUCGGAUUUCAAUAUUAAAAAUGAAAUGCCCAAGACAACCAGAGGGCAUACCAAAAACAAACUCAGCUAUUGCAACAGUAAAGAGCUACGGGAUAUUCAGCAAAAGCUAGAACAUCACAGGAAGAUUUCAAAAGAUCUAGAACAAGUCAAUAGAGUUAGUCAAAGCAAAUACUCUAUUAGUAUUAAAGAUCAGGAUCCCAUGCCGGUCAGAAAGAAUUUGCAUAGGAGGAAUAACACAAAGAGUUUUCUUGCCAAAUAUGUCACUAAGGGCAGCAAGCCCUCAUACUUGAGAGAUACAGCGGGGAGCAAGACCAAGAGAUCCAUGGGAAGAGAGAAAGCAGAACGUAUCAGACAGAUUUCUAAAGAAAAAUCUCUAUAUAAACCAGUCAGCAAGUUGUAUACAAUCGAAGAGCCAGACCCUCAAGAAAAUCUAAAUGAUCUUAUCGAACUAGCUGAUAAGUUCUGGGAAAAUUGUGAACUAGAUACUAAGGUAAUGAAACCACCUAAAAGGAUAAAACAGACUAAAAUUAAGAAACAGGUGAGAACUGCUAGGCCUGGGUUAAAGCAAACUCAAGAGACUGUCCAAGGUAAGCCUCAGAGACCUCAAAGAGCCUAUGAGAAAAUCCCUGUUGUUACUGCACAAAAGUCUCAAAAACAUCUACAAAAAGUGCAGAAAAUAAAGCCAAUGCAGAAAGGAAAAUUAAUCAAUAAUAGUAUCAAAAAGACUUCUCAAAUUCCAAAGCCAAGCUUCUCACGGAAUAUUACAGGAAUGAAGACUCCUUUACUCAGAGAUCUGAAGCCCGUCUUAAAGGACCCCACUGUCUCCAUUAAAGAGAAAGCGAGAGCAAAAUAUGAGAAGAAGGAUUACCACUAUGAGUUCACAGUUAGAGAUUCUACCAACAGAGAUGAUGACAUCUCAGUCCCUUUACAGUCAGACUGAGGGGAUGAGAAGGGUUUCCCUCGAUUAGAUCCAACUGAUAGAAAGAACAUCAGAAGUACAAUCGAAAGAGGAAUGGGAGGGAUCAGCAAGCAUUCAAAUAAAAAUAGAAGAUCUCGAGCUGAAAGGAACAGCUCAAGAUAUGGAUCAUCAAGGAUGGGCUCUGUAGACACCAAUAAAAUUGCUUCUUCUACCUGUAAAAUGACCCCUAUGAAUCCAAAUAAGAGCAAACCUCCUGAGAGGGAAGAGUCUAUCAGUCAUUACGACAAAGAUCUCUUUAGUGAUGAAGAGUCAUCCAAGAAAUUAUUCCAUAUUGAAAAUAAAGGAUCGGAUGAGAAGCCUAUUGGCAAACAGAAGAUGCAGAAAUAUCAGAUCCAGUCGAAGAAAUUGAGGACGGAUGCUAAAGAUAAUAUGAAGAAGAGGAUCAACAGCACUACAAACCUGACCAAUUCUUUUGAAUAUCAAUUUAAAAGGAACAAUUUAGAAAACUCAAGUAUUUUGAAAUCCAAUAAUGAACAAUCAGCGUAUAAGUCUAAGAAAAUGUUUACAACAAGUUCACAGACCAAGAUAUUGAAGAGCCCAGCAUCGAAGGAAAAGGUGACCCAAAAAUAUGAUGCGAAUGAUUCAAGGAUAGUCACUUCAUUCAAGCCCAGUUCUCUGAAUGAUGAUGAGAGCUGGCUUUAUCAUGCACGGUUUACACAAGAGUACUCAAGUGAGUCCAAACAAUGUACCACUCCAGUGAUAUCAGUAUCAAGACUUCAUAAGCUGAAUGAGGUGGAGAGAAAAGCUAUUAUUAAGAAAGCAGAGAUUCUUAAAGAGAUCACCAAGGCUAAGAACAAGAAUUCGACUUAUCAGCAUCAUACUAUUAGAAAUCUUGAGAAAAAGAAUAGCAAUCUAUCACCUAAAUCCCCUGAGGAUGGCCUGGCUAAAGCCAAGAAGAAGAUCCUAGAAGAUGAAGAGAACCAAGCUUUAUUUGCAGCUAAUAAGCUCGUAUCUGCCCAAGUGGCUGAGUAUAAUAAAAAACUCAGAUUCUUGACAUUACAAAAGACAAAGAAGAAGCAGAAGCAGAAAUAAGAAGGAGGAAUCUGAGAAAUCUAAAAUUUCUGAAAAGAAGAGAUCUCAGAUUAUCCAAGACGCUGAAAGGGAAUAUCAGUCUAUAUACUUAAUGGAAGAUUUCAAAUCUUAUAAUAGGUCAUGAGAGGAAAUCAAUGUGAGGUUCCAGACAAACUCUACUGCUGAGAGGAGAGUCCCGGUAAUGCAUAAUUCAAGGAAUAAGUCUCAAGAUACAUUUGGACAAAAGCAAGGAUCGAAGUUCAAGCUUACGAAUAACUCAAUCAAGCAUGAAGAAUUACAAGAAUAUUUGAAAGACUCUAGUUUCGGAAAUCGAGAGAAGAUCUCUUUUGAUGAGGAUGGACUCUAGUCCCAUUUUGUAACUUUUCAAUAUUAAU